Beta vulgaris subsp. vulgaris (sugar beet) is the source of this 1279-nucleotide messenger RNA. RefSeq names its product probable U3 small nucleolar RNA-associated protein 11. The record is from RefSeq and is a predicted model, not a curated record. The coding region runs from base 245 to 934 and encodes 229 amino acids. NCBI's taxonomy places the organism in Eukaryota, Viridiplantae, Streptophyta, Magnoliopsida, Caryophyllales, Amaranthaceae. Gene Ontology annotation, biological process: rRNA processing. Gene Ontology annotation, cellular component: nucleolus; small-subunit processome. The transcript has 9 exons.
CCGUGUGCACUGUCAAAGAAUUGAAAGUUGAAACGAAAGGUUUUGAGUCUCAACUCUCAAUUCUCAAAUUACUCUCUCCCUCACUCGUCUCUUCUCCCCACCAAGGCACCAAAUCACCUAAGUCCUAUCACGCCACCGACCCACCGCGCGCCGCCCACUCUAUCCUUUCUCAUCCUCGUAAGUUUAUUUUGCAGACUAUAAAUAACACAAAUAGGGGAGUUUUGGUAUUGCACAAAGGAUCAAGAUGUCAUCAAUCAGAAAUGCAAUCUCGAAAAGGGCGUAUAAGGAGCGAUCACAACCGGCUUCAAGGAAAAAGUUUGGGUUCCUUGAAAAGCACAAGGACUAUGUCAUCCGAGCAAGAGAAUUCCAUAAAAAAGAGGAUACAUUGCGAAGACUCAAAGAAAAGGCGGCGAAUAGGAACCCUGAUGAAUUUUAUUUUCGCAUGAUCAGAACUAAGACAGUAAAUGGAGUCCAUAGACCUGAGAACGAAGCAAACAAGUAUACACCUGAAGAACUUUUGUUGAUGAAAACACAAGACAUAGGUUAUGUGCUUCAGAAAAUCCAAAGUGAAAAGAAGAAAGUUGAAAAGCUUAAAGCUAUAUUACACUCUUUGGAUAUUCGGCCCUCAAGCAAACACAUUUACUAUGCAGAGAACAGUGAAGAGGCUAAUGAGAUACAAUCAAGAUCCUCAGAUAAGGAUGAGCUUCGUACAUCAGGGUCUGUACCUUAUGCUAUCAAGAGAAAAACAGAUGCUUCUUAUAGGGAGCUAGAGGCAAGAAUGAAAAGAAUUGAAGAUUUGGAAAAGGUCCAUGCAGAGAUGGCUUUGCAGAAAGAGCUACAGAAGAAGGGUAGGAAACGCAAACUACGGGAAGAUGAGAUCGUUUGCCCCACCUCUAGGUCAGUGUACAAGUGGCGUACAGAACGGAAGCGAUAAAUAAAGUUUAACAUAUAUACAAUAUUAUGACAGAAUGUUCUGGAUGUACGGGAUGCAAUUUUUGGUCCAAUUAUGAUUACCCUAGUCUUUAGUGGUGAGAUAUACCCUAGUUGAAUUACCUGUCUGGCUAUCUCACAGUCACAGUAUCAGGGGUUGCCUGCACUGUAGUCUUCCUAAGUUAAUUAGUUCGAGGUUCAUACGGUGACAUUAUCAGAAUGGAGUGAGAUGCACAUUAGGACUUAUGAGCUGAAUUAGUCUCCUAGAAGCUGUACAAUGUUGUAUUAAUCAAAAUUGCGCAUCUUAGAUGUUUUAUGGUGUCAAAUGUGAUAGUGAUACUUGUUUGAA